Messenger RNA from Manihot esculenta (cassava), 1216 nucleotides. Its product is annotated as polyubiquitin. Gene Ontology annotation, biological process: protein ubiquitination; modification-dependent protein catabolic process. Gene Ontology annotation, molecular function: protein tag activity; ubiquitin protein ligase binding. Bases 160 to 1080 code for a protein of 306 amino acids. The record is from RefSeq and is a predicted model, not a curated record. The transcript is spliced from 2 exons. Gene Ontology annotation, cellular component: nucleus; cytoplasm. NCBI's taxonomy places the organism in Eukaryota, Viridiplantae, Streptophyta, Magnoliopsida, Malpighiales, Euphorbiaceae.
AAGUCAUUUUUACACGUGUUCAAAUCCUAUUGCGUGAUGGAGUAGUGUACCUCCUCUUCUAUAAAUUGAUCCUCGAAAGUCGAAACCCUUACCUCUCCACCAUUGUUAUUCUCUUCUCUUCUAUUGACAAGCUUCAUCGUUCGAUCAAAAUCUUUCAAGAUGCAGAUUUUUGUUAAGACCCUCACUGGAAAGACAAUCACUCUCGAGGUCGAAAGCAGUGAUACCAUUGAUAACGUCAAAGCCAAAAUUCAAGAUAAGGAAGGGAUUCCACCUGACCAGCAGCGUCUCAUCUUCGCCGGGAAGCAGCUUGAGGAUGGCCGUACCUUGGCCGAUUACAACAUCCAGAAGGAGUCUACCCUCCAUCUCGUCCUCCGUCUCCGUGGUGGUAUGCAGAUCUUCGUGAAAACCUUGACCGGCAAGACUAUUACCCUCGAGGUGGAGAGCAGCGACACCAUUGACAACGUCAAGGCUAAGAUUCAGGACAAGGAAGGAAUUCCUCCAGACCAGCAAAGGCUUAUCUUCGCCGGAAAGCAGCUCGAAGACGGUCGCACUUUGGCUGAUUAUAAUAUUCAAAAAGAGUCUACCCUUCACCUUGUGCUCCGUCUGCGUGGAGGUAUGCAGAUCUUCGUUAAGACCUUGACUGGGAAAACUAUUACCUUGGAGGUGGAAAGCAGCGACACCAUUGAUAACGUCAAGGCAAAAAUUCAGGAUAAGGAGGGAAUCCCACCAGACCAGCAGAGGCUGAUCUUCGCCGGAAAGCAACUGGAAGAUGGCCGCACUUUGGCUGAUUACAACAUUCAAAAGGAAUCCACUCUCCAUCUUGUGCUGAGGCUUCGUGGAGGAAUGCAGAUUUUUGUGAAGACCUUGACUGUCCGGAAGACCAUCACUUUGGAGGUGGAGAGCAGCGACACUAUUGAUAACGUCAAGGCAAAAAUUCAGGAUAAGGAGGCUAUUCCUCUGGAUAAGCAGAGGCUUAUCUUCGCCGGUAAGCAGCUGGAGGAUGGAAGGACUCUUUCUGAUUAUAACAUCCAGAAGGAAUCAACCCUUCACCUUGUCCUCUGUCUGCUUGGUGGAUUCUAAAUGGGGCAUUGGAGUUCCUGGGUUGCCCUUUUAUUUUUUUUUAUUUUUUAAAAAUCUUCAACUUUAAAUUUUUUUUAUAAUGUAUAUGUAUAAUAUUUAUAUAUUUUGGAUAAGAAACGCACCCUAGUUUAUUUUA